Messenger RNA from Zea mays, 2024 nucleotides. RefSeq names its product glycosyltransferase. The transcript has a single exon. The record is from RefSeq and is marked provisional. Gene Ontology annotation, molecular function: glycosyltransferase activity. The coding region runs from base 79 to 1668 and encodes 529 amino acids. NCBI's taxonomy places the organism in Eukaryota, Viridiplantae, Streptophyta, Magnoliopsida, Poales, Poaceae.
CAACGACGACGUACUAGCUAGCUAGCUCGUUCGAUCGCGUGCGUCGUUCCACACCGACGACCGGCGGAGACGAGCGGCAUGGAGGCCUCCGCCAAACUGCCCGUCGUCGUCCCGAAGGGCGUCGGCGGCAUGGACAACGACGACGUCGCGCCAGCGGGCGGCAAGAAGCAGGCGGCGGCGGGCAGGUGGGGGUUCGUGCAGUUCUUCUUCGUGCUCGCCGUCGUCUUCUGCGUGCUACUCUACGCACCGCGCGUCCUCGUGCUCAGCCCGUACGGGUACAGCAUCGACGUCGGGCUCUUCGCGCCGACGCCGACGACGGCGACGGCCUCGUCGGUGCCGCAGCGCGUCGCCGGAGGCAAUGCGGUGGCCCUUGACCUUGACAACCAGGUGCGGUCCCCGUGCUCGUCCAUGCGCGACCACACCAUCUGCUGCGACCGCUCCAGCGUGCACACGGACGUGUGCUUCAUGGCCGGCGACGUGCGCACGGACGCCGCGUCGCUGUCGCUCCUGCUGUUCCCGCCGCACCAGCAGGCGCAGAACGGCACGUCGUCGGAAGAGGACAAAGAGGAGAGGGUGCGGCCGUACCCGCGGAAGUGGGAGCGCUUCAUCAUGGACAAGGUCCCCGAGGUGCGGCUCCGUGUGGCGGCGCCGCGGCGGCCAGAUGGGGAGCGGGAGGAGGAGGAGCACCGGUGCGACGUACGGCACGACGCGCCGUUGCUCGUCAUGUCCGCGGGGGGCUACACCGGCAACCUGUUCCACGCGUUCAACGACGGGUUCCUGCCGUCGUGGCUGACGGUGCAGCACCUCCGCCGCCGCGUCGUGCUGGGGGUGGUCUCGUACAACCCCUGGUGGGCCGGCAUGUUCGGCGAGGUCAUCUCCGGCCUCUCCGACCACCCCGUGGUGGACCUCCUCCACGGCACGCGGACGCACUGCUUCCCGGGCGCCAUCGUGGGGACCCGCUACCACGGCAUCCUCAUCGUGGACCCCGCUAGGCUCCGGGACAACAAGACCAUCGUCGACUUCCACCAGAUGCUCGCCGACGCGUACGAGAAGCCACCACGGGAGACGGCAAGACCAGCACAGCAGCAGGACCUGCGGGACGCCGAGCAGCGGCGGCGACGGCGGCCGAGGCUGGGGAUCGUGUCGCGCAAGGGGACGCGGGUGAUCGAGAACCAGGCGGCGGUGGCGCGGCUGGCCUCGUCCGUGGGGUUCGACGUGGACAUCCUGGAGACGGCCAACGGGCUGCCGCUCUCGGCGUGGUACGCGUCGCUGCGUGCCUGCGACGCGCUCGUGGGGGUGCACGGCGCGGACCUGACCAAGUUCCUGUUCCUGCGGCCGGGGCGCGCCUCGCUCACCCAGAUCGCGCCGCUGGGGGUGUCCCCGAUCGCGCGCGAAGACUUCGGGGAACCCGCCGCCCGGAUGGGGCUGGCGUACGAGCAGUACGAGGUGCGCGCCGGCGAGAGCUCGCUGGCGCGCAGGUACGCGCCGGGCGACGUGGUGCUGACCGACCCGGAAGCGGCGAAGCGGGACAAGGGGGGAUGGAACUUGGUGGCGCGCGUCUACCUCGGCGGCCAGAACGUGACCCUGGACCUCGCUAGGUUCCGGCAGACCCUGGCGAGGAUGCACGCGCACGCGAUGCGGCAGCGGCGCCGGCAGGAGAGACUGUGAUGGCCGGCCGGCCGGCGGCGACAGGUGUACGCACGCACGGCGGCUGUCUAUGCUGUUCCGGACCGGUAGAGGGAGCGUGACGGCAGGCAUUGGCAGCUUGUUGGAACGACGACGUGCAUCAAGUGUUGGGGGGCGGUGAGCAUGCACGCAUCACCGUGUAUUUUGGAUGGAGAUGGAACAAGAGAGGCGUGCUUUGUCGUGUGCUGUUUGCGUGACGGAUUGGGAACGCCGACGACCACUAAGGUGACGGCAGCAUAUAUAUAUACCUCGAUCGAAUGCCGCAUACAUAUGGUGUGACGAUGCACCCCCUGACACGUAUAUUGUAUGUGCAACAUAUUACAAAUUACAUAUUUUAC